Messenger RNA from Pollicipes pollicipes, 495 nucleotides. Its product is annotated as dehydrogenase/reductase SDR family member 11-like. The record is from RefSeq and is a predicted model, not a curated record. The transcript has 2 exons. Lineage: Eukaryota; Metazoa; Arthropoda; Thecostraca; Pollicipedomorpha; Pollicipedidae. Bases 1 to 495 code for a protein of 164 amino acids.
AUGGCCGCCGAGCUGCAGGGCUGCGCCGGCUCCUUGACGGCCAUGCGCUGCGAUCUCAGCCAGCUGGACCAGGUCGACGCUAUGUUCCGCACCAUCGAGCAACAGUUCGGCGGCGAGGAUGUCUUGAUCAACAAUGCCGACCUCAACUUCGGCCGCUGGCUGCUGGAUGGUUCGGCAGAGAAAUGGCGCGCCAUGCUGGACGUCAACGUGCUGGCGCUCGCGCACUGCGCUCAGCUGGCCGUCAACAACAUGGCCGCCUGCGAAGUUAGCGAGGCCCAGGUGAUCAACAUCUGCAGCCGCGCCGGACACUGCGUGGACGACUGGCCCGAUCUCCACUUCUGCACGGCGACCAAGUACGCCGUGACUGCGCUGACGGAGAGCCUGCGCCAGGAGGUGGCUGCUAAGAAGAUGCGGAUCAGGGUCGCGCAAAUCUCGCCCGGCCUUGUGAACACGGACAUUGCCAACCGCAUGUUAGCCGACAAGCAAGAGGCCUGA